CUCUAUCUCUAUCUCUAUCUAUCGAGUAUCGACUCUCAAAGUUCUCACCUUUUGAGAUUAUUACAAAGAACACAAAAGUACAGUUUCUUUUAUUCUCUCUCUCUCUUUUGAACACUUUACAUCAUCACUCUUGAACACUUCUCAAUCUCCGGUCAACAAAAACAUGAGUUCGAUUUCUUAAAAAAAAAGAAAGUUCCAUUCUUUCCAAACUAAAUCUUAAACCCAGCUGAGAUUUGUUCUUUAAAGGGAGUCGACAAAAACAUGAGAAAGACUUCAUCAAACAGUUUCGGUGGGUUCUUAAGUCCCGGAGCUCCGAGUUACGCCGAUAACAAAGGUUGGAGCUCCGAGAGAGUUCCCCAUCCUUCCUCAACUACUUCCUCCGCUGCGAUUAGUGGUGGUCGUCGUCACAUAGGCUCAGCCUCAGCUUUAACGACACCGUUUUACAGCGGUAGAGCAAUACCGUCGAAAUGGGAAGACGCUGAGCGGUGGAUUUGCAGCCCUGUGGCGACAUACCCACAAGGUGUUUGUAAAAAUCCCUCAGUGACUUCUCAGUUUUCUGAACAGAGGCGUCAGAAAUCUAAAAGCGGUCCGAUUGCUCCGCCUACGCUGCCGCAUCCGCAUCAGCAUCCGACGUCUUCUUCUUCGGCUAUUGGGUGUUAUCACUAUUCUCCGAGGAUGAUGAUGCGUUCUAUGGAUGGUCCUCCCAAGGGUUUAAUGGUGGUUGGUUCACCCUUCUCCACUGGUGUUUUGGAGGCCGAUAGGGUUUUUAGAGGGAGUGUCGGUGGUGGUGUUUUUGAUGGCUAUGGACAUGGACCUGGACACGGACAUAGCCGGAGCUGGGUUGAUUUGAUGAGUGAAGAAACUUCAUCUCUUAGUUCCAAAACUGAUACAGAGGAGAAAGCAGAGAUGAUGACGGCUGUUCAAUCUCCGGUGGUUUCAAGAAGAGAUAUAGCUACUCAGAUGAGUCCGGAAGAGACGAGUCCUAAUAACAAUAAUCAGUCACCACCGCUGGCUGUUUCUGUGAUUGAGCCUCCUCCUUGUAGAGCUGAAGUGAGAGAAGUGAAAAUGGAUAAAGGAGCAAAGAUGAUUAAGCGUCCAAAGAGACGAGUAAUGUCUUCUAGGAUUAUUAGGAGAGAGCAACCUGAGGUUGAAGAUAACUCUGAAGCUUCUGCGUCUUCCUCUUCUUGGGAUAUCUCAGAACCAGCCAUGACUCUUUCUAAGUUGCAAAGAGAGGAAGCGAAGAUAGCCGCUUGGGAGAAUCUGCAGAAGGCGAAAGCAGAAGCCGCCAUUAGAAAACUCGAGGUCAAGCUGGAGAAGAAGAAAUCAGCAUCAAUGGAUAAGAUACUGAACAAGCUUCAAACAGCCAAGAUAAAAGCACAAGAGAUGAGGAGAAGUUCAGUAUCCAGUGAACAUGAACAACACCAACAAGGGAAUCAUCAAAUCUCCAGAAACUCAGUGAAGAUCACUCAUCUUGUCCGAAGACAUACUUUCAUGACCCCUUUCAUGACUUGCUUUGCUCCUCGUGUUGAUUGCAGAAAGUCUUCUUCUGCUCUAUAAAUUUUUUUUAUUUAAAAGGCGAUUUGAACAAAGAAAAACAAAUGUACACUGCAAAUUUUUCUUGUAAAGCUUUGUCUGUUCCAAUU
Capsella rubella is the source of this 1643-nucleotide messenger RNA. RefSeq lists its product as uncharacterized. NCBI's taxonomy places the organism in Eukaryota, Viridiplantae, Streptophyta, Magnoliopsida, Brassicales, Brassicaceae. The record is from RefSeq and is a predicted model, not a curated record. The coding region runs from base 262 to 1557 and encodes 431 amino acids. The transcript is spliced from 4 exons.